AGAUCUUUUGACCAAAACCGUCCGCACACGGUAUUUCCUUACGCUGUGUGAGGAUAUGCGGAGGUCCUAAUUUGGCUCAGGAGUUAGCGCCUACAAACAAAGACCAAAUACAGGCUUGCCUUCUCCACAUUGCGUCAAACGCGGAUACCACUAUGCUCGUGUCUCUUUGUCUCCUGCACCCACUAAUCCCUCUAAAGGCAGUACGAUAACAUCCCAUCUUCUUGCGCCAUCAUGCAUAUUUCCAACGAGCCGGUCAACGGCAAUAGCAAACACAAAGAUCACGACGAUGUCGCGGUCGAUAAUUCCCAAAGUUUUGCCGACAUCAAUGGUACGAGUGGACAACCUCCAAAGAUGGAUGACGAAAAUUCAUGGGAGGACGUCACAUAUGUUAAUCGGGCUCGCUCAAAUGAACACACCUCGCCAUCCGCGAGCCCUGCACCUUCACGAGAGGGUGUACGCAAACGCCGGGUGAAGACCCAAUUCAUAGCGAGGCCCACGACUAUGCCAAAGAAAGCAUUUGGCAGAAGUUCUCGCAACAUCAAAGAAACUGUUGCCCCUCUUGUUGAUAUAGACCGAGAGCAGGUCAAACAUGCAUUAACCACCGGCGCAUCUAGUUCCGUCAACUACUCAUUAGACGUCUUCAGCCGUGCAAUGGGAUUACUUCGAUUUCCCUUCGCCAUUUUACUCGGGCUUUGGAUACUAGCAUUCAUUGUCACUCGUCUCACGCACACAUUCCGUACUGUGUUAUAUCCUUUGUGCUAUAUCCCGGGGUUCUCGAGCUCUCCACUCUGCUAUGUUGGUGAUAUGAAAGUACCACAGUGGGCAGAUUAUCCAAAGUUAGUGGAUGUUCAGAGUUCUACGUUCGAACAACUCUUGGAUGAGUCCGUUGGAGGUCAAGGACUUAGUCUCGAGGUCAAGAAGGCGGAGAUGGCGACGAGCGACUUGGUUACCCUUGUUAGAGUCAGCGAUCUGAAGAGCCGAGACCUACUUGCGCUUAGUCUAGAAGAAUUCGUCUCUGAUGCGAAGAAGACCGGGAGAGGGCUUCAGAAACUCAGUUCUAAAAUUGGCGGUGCUGUCGAUAGCAUUGUCGCAGUGAACGACCACGCUCUACACACUAUAGAAGCACAUCUUGGGAAGUCUAAGUCCGUUUUGAGCGUUCUAUGGCCACUUUCUUCUGGUGCUACCACGACAGAAGUCAUUACCAGGACAUUCACAGACGCCAUGAAUGUUCUCUCUACUCAAAUGGAACGCGUUAUCUUGGAAGCGGAAGUUUCCCUCACGAAUCUUGACCGACUCGAGCAGCGACUUAUCACCCUCCACGAACAACUUCACCGCGAGAACGCUGACAUCUCAGCGGAACGUUCCGAAUUACUCGCUGAACUUUGGACUAUGCUCGGUGGCAAUAAACGUAAAAUGCGAGGCUUAGACCAACAUCUAUUCCUGCUUCGUAACAUUGGCCAAUACCGCACUCGGGCAUUAGCUCACGUCGCAGCUGCCCUACAGACUCUGCAGGGGAUGAGCGAGGAUAUGGAGGAUCUGCGAGAGAGAGUUGCAGCUCCGGAAAUUGUCGGAGAUCGUAUCCCGGUGGAGGUGCAUAUGAAGAGCAUCAAGGCCGGGUUAGAUAGAUUGACGGAGAAGAGAUAUCAGGUACGGGAGAGAGAGGAGGCGGCUGUGAAACGAAUCCUUGGUAUAGAAGAAGAUUGAAUGUUGGAGUCCUAUUAUCAAGAGUCAAGUGUAGCUGCUACUAUUAGUCAGUCAGUGUAACGAGUAUACGAAGACUGUAUACGACAUAUUUAUGUUGUGGCAUGUUGCACGCAGAUCGAGGUGCCGUAUUGCCGCGAGGUUUGAUUCAAGCGAACGAUGUUCCGCAUUUGGAAGUAACCAUCCUUAAAAAGUGAAUUCAAUCCCAAAUAUAGCAUGUUUGCAGUG
Messenger RNA from Somion occarium, 1929 nucleotides. The record is from the annotation of a GenBank genome assembly. Lineage: Eukaryota; Fungi; Basidiomycota; Agaricomycetes; Polyporales; Cerrenaceae.